Cooperia oncophora is the source of this 312-nucleotide messenger RNA. NCBI's taxonomy places the organism in Eukaryota, Metazoa, Nematoda, Chromadorea, Rhabditida, Trichostrongylidae. The record is from the annotation of a GenBank genome assembly.
AUGGUCCAUACCAUUUUGCUCAUUCAGCCUACCGUGCGACCUGAUUCCCGAACGUGGUCUGAUUAUGAAUCGACGACUGAUUGCCUUGAAGGCACUGCCCACACUCUAACGAGGAAUUUCUCAAAAAGCAGAAUCCGUCAAUGGCCAGCAUCACAUAUGACGUCUCUCAUCUAUAUGAGUUUAUCGAUAAGCUCUCGGACCUUAGCUGUCUUAAUCUUGAACACGGAGACAUGCCAGUAUGUGCCGCAUAACAAGGACUGGAUCAAGGAGAAAAUUUUCGUCAUGUUGAGGACUCAGGCGAGAAAUGAUUGA